Parnassius apollo (apollo) is the source of this 2145-nucleotide messenger RNA. The record is from the annotation of a GenBank genome assembly. Lineage: Eukaryota; Metazoa; Arthropoda; Insecta; Lepidoptera; Papilionidae.
AUGGCGAUGCGGCAAACCGUGCUCGUCGAUGAAAUAGUGCGACGGGUCGAGGCGGUACUACUGACCGUGCUCGUCGGUGAAAUAGUGCGGCGGGUCGAGGCGGUACUACUGACCGUGCUCGUCGGUGAAAUAGUGCGGCGGGUCGAGGCGGUACUACUGACCGUGCUCGUCGGUGAAAUAGUGCGGCGGGUCGAGGCGGUACUACUGACCGUGCUCGUCGGUGAAAUAGUGCGGCGGGUCGAGGCGGUACUACUGACCGUGCUCGUCGGUGAAAUAGUGCGACGGGUCGAGGCGGUACUACUGACCGUGCUCGUCGUUGAAAUAGUGCGGCGGGUCGAGGCUGUACUACUGACCGUGCUCGUCGUGAAAUAUGCGGCGGGUCGAGGCGGUACUACUGACCGUGCUGUCGGUGAAAUAGUGCGGCGGGUCGAGGCUGUACUACUGACCGUGCUCGUCGGUGAAAUAGUGCGGCGGGUCGAGGCGGUACUACUGACCGUGCUCGUCGGUGAAAUAGUGCGGCGGGUCGAGGCGGUACUACUGACCGUGCUCGUCGGUGAAAUAGUGCGGCGGGUCGAGGCGGUACUACUGACCGUGCUCGUCGGUGAAAUAGUGCGACGGGUCGAGGCGGUACUACUGACCGUGCUCGUCGGUGAAAUAGUGCGGCGGGUCGAGGCUGUACUACUGACCGUGCUCGUCGGUGAAAUAGUGCGGCGGGUCGAGGCGGUACUACUGACCGUGCUCGUCGGUGAAAUAGUGCGGCGGGUCGAGGCGGUACUACUGACCGUGCUCGUCGGUGAAAUAGUGCGGCGGGUCGAGGCGGUACUACUGACCGUGCUCGUCGAUGAAAUAGUGCGGCGGGUCGAGGCGGUACUACUGACCGUGCUCGUCGGUGAAAUAGUGCGGCGGGUCGAGGCGGUACUACUGACCGUGCUCGUCGGUGAAAUAGUGCGGCGGGUCGAGGCGGUACUACUGACCGUGCUCGUCGGUGAAAUAGUGCGGCGGGUCGAGGCGGUACUACUGACCGUGCUCGUCGGUGAAAUAGUGCGGCGGGUCGAGGCGGUACUACUGACCGUGCUCGUCGGUGAAAUAGUGCGGCGGGUCGAGGCGGUACUACUGACCGUGCUCGUCGGUGAAAUAGUGCGGCGGGUCGAGGCGGUACUACUGACCGUGCUCGUCGGUGAAAUAGUGCGGCGGGUCGAGGCGGUACUACUGACCGUGCUCGUCGGUGAAAUAGUGCGGCGGGUCGAGGCGGUACUACUGACCGUGCCCGUCGGUGAAAUAGUGCGACGGGUCGAGGCGGUACUACUGACCGUGCUCGUCGAUGAAAUAGUGCGGCGGGUCGAGGCGGUACUACUGACCGUGCUCGUCGGUGAAAUAGUGCGGCGGGUCGAGGCGGUACUACUGACCGUGCUCGUCGGUGAAAUACUGCGGCGGGUCGAGGCUGUACUACUGACCGUGCUCGUCGGUGAAAUAGUGCGGCGGGUCGAGGCGGUACUACUGACCGUGCUCGUCGGUGAAAUAGUGCGGCGGGUCGAGGCGGUACUACUGACCGUGCUCGUCGGUGAAAUAGUGCGGCGGGUCGAGGCGGUACUACUGACCGUGCUCGUCGGUGAAAUACUGCGGCGGGUCGAGGCGGUACUACUGACCGUGCUCGUCGGUGAAGUAGUGCGGCGGGUCGAGGCGGUACUACUGACCGUGCUCGUCGGUGAAAUAGUGCGACGGGUCGAGGCGGUACUACUGACCGUGCUCGUCGAUGAAAUAGUGCGGCGGGUCGAGGCGGUACUACUGACCGUGCUCGUCGGUGAAAUAGUGCGGCGGGUCGAGGCGGUACUACUGACCGUGCUCGUCGGUGAAAUACUGCGGCGGGUCGAGGCUGUACUACUGACCGUGCUCGUCGGUGAAGUAGUGCGGCGGGUCGAGGCGGUACUACUGACCGUGCUCGUCGGUGAAAUAGUGCGGCGGGUCGAGGCGGUACUACUGACCGUGCUCGUCGGUGAAGUACUGCGGCGGGUCGAGGCGGUACUACUGACCGUGCUCGUCGGUGAAAUAGUGCGGCGGGUCGAGGCGGUACUACUGACCGUGCUCGUCGGUGAAGUACUGCGGCGGGUCGAGGCGGUACUACUGACCGUGCUCGUCGGUGAAUAG